AUGUCUGCUGUAGAACUUCCAGAUUGGGUCAUAUCGCUUGCUCCUUCGUCAGAAUACAUCUAUGCAUCUACAGCGAAGGGAACAAUUCACCAGCUACCAUUAAAUACUACUAAAUGGCCUGUCAUGAAAACUAUACAUGCACAUGCUGCUCCUAUCCAUAAGUUGCAAACGGAUCCGGUGAACGACAACAUUCUGUAUUCUUGUUCAGACGAUGCCACUGUAAAAAUAUGGGACUCACGGACACCCUUGACUAACUCGGUGAACACUUUAACGAACUCGAGAAAUCUGCCGUUUUUUAGUCUUGACGUGAAUCACGGACUCAUUUCAGCAGGGUCGCAGCUCAAAGGCACCGAUUCCGAAUUGGUUUUAUGGGACUUAAGGAAAUUGGAUACCACCUUGAGGUCGUUUAUUGAUUCCCAUAAUGAUGAUAUAACGGAAACAAAAUUUCACCCCACUUUGAACAAUUUGCUAUUGAGUGGAAGUACUGAUGGCUUAGUCAAUAUUUACAAUCUUGACAUUGUUGAAGAGGAUGAUGCGUUAUUUCAAUGUAUCAAUUAUAAUAGCGUACAUUCUGCAGGCUUUCUAACACCAAAUAGAAUUUAUAUUUUGAGUCACAUGGAAACUUUUGGAGUUUUCGACUUGAGCACACAACAAGAAUUUAAUCCUGAAGAUGGUGAAACCAAGGGAAAGAUAAACAAUGAUAAAGAUCAUGGCGAUAUCAGAAGUAAGUGGGAUUGUGAAUAUGUGGUGGAUCUUUAUGCUCCUGGAUAUAUAGCUUGUGGAUCGAAUUCCAAAGAAGUAGUUAAACUCUACGAAUUUGAUCCAAUCAAGGAGGAUUUUCUCCCAAAGAACAGAUUAUGGACUUUUGCUGGCGGUCAUGGCGAUGAGAUUGUUAGAGAUAUAAAAGUCGUCAAUGGUGUUGCAUAUACAGCUGGAGAGGAUAAUCACAUUCGUGCAUGGAAUUGUGAUGCUAAAAACACUGAACGUUGGUUUUUCAAAGAGGAAGACGAUGGUUCCGUUGAAGAAAGAAUGGAUAUCGAAUACGAUGCUAGAAAAAAGGAAAAGAAAGAAAAGAAAGAGAAGAAGAAAGAUAAAAAGGGUAAAAAGAAAACAUCUACGUCAUCCAAAAACAAAAAGCAUAGGUUCAAACCAUAUUAG
Pichia kudriavzevii is the source of this 1158-nucleotide messenger RNA. RefSeq lists its product as uncharacterized. The record is from RefSeq and is a predicted model, not a curated record. NCBI's taxonomy places the organism in Eukaryota, Fungi, Ascomycota, Pichiomycetes, Pichiales, Pichiaceae. The transcript has a single exon. The coding region runs from base 1 to 1158 and encodes 385 amino acids. Gene Ontology annotation, molecular function: protein binding.